AUGGAUAUGAAAUAAAUAAGAGGCUUUAUUUAGAGAUCAGGGUGUGAGACAUGGAUUUGGCAAAUGGUGGGAGAUCUAGUGAGCUGCUUCAAGCUCAAACUCACGUUUGGAACCACAUAUUCAACUUCAUAAAUUCCAUGUCACUGAAAUGUGCUAUUCAACUUGGCAUCCCCGACAUCAUUCACAACCAUUGUCAGCCCAUGACUCUUCAUGAGCUGGUUGCUAAGCUCCCUGUCCGUCCGAAUAAGACACUGUGCGUUCAUCGCCUCAUGCGAAUUCUUGUUCAUUCUGGAUUCUUUACUAUGCAAAGAGUCCAAGAAAGUGCGGACGAAGAGGGUUAUGUACUUGCAAAUGCUUCUAGGCUCCUCCUGAAGGACCAUCCUUUGAGCGUAACACCCUUCUUGCUUGCCAUGCUCGACCCAGAUUUAACGGAACCAUGGCAUUAUGUAAGUGCUUGGUUUCAAAACGAUGAUCCCACCCCGUUUUUCACUGCCCAUGGGCGGACAAUUUGGGAUUAUGGUUGCCAUGAACCGAGGUUUAACAACUUCUUCAACGAGGCCAUGGCCAGUGAUGCUCGCUUGGUCACCAGCGUGCUGGUUAAGGAGUGCAAGGGCGCUUUUGAGGGGCUGAACUCGUUUGUUGAUGUUGGCGGUGGUACGGGAACAGUGGCUAAGACCAUUGUCGAGGCGUUCCCACACUUGCACAGCACUGUGCUUGAUCUCCCGCACGUGGUUGCUGACUUGCAAGGGGGCAAAAGCUUGACCUACCUCGCAGGGGAUAUGUUCGAGGCAAUUCCUCCUGCGGAUGCCAUUUUACUGAAGUGGAUAUUGCAUGACUGGAGCGAUGAAGAAUGCCUGAAAAUACUCAAGCAAUGCAGAGAGGCAAUUCCAAGCAAAGAAAAGGGAGGAAAGGUGAUGAUCAUAGACAUGGCGAUUCAAAACAAGAAAGGAGAUGACGAUGAGUCCAAUGUGGAGACACAACUCUUCUUCGAUAUGCUGAUGAUGGUUUUGCUCCCGGGUCGAGAGAGGGAGGAGAAAGAAUGGAAGAAGCUGUUCCUGGAUUCUGGUUUCAGUGGCUAUAAGAUAACGCCCAUAUUGGGUUUAAGGUCUCUUAUUGAGGUUUAUCCUUGAUAAAUAUCUAUCGGUAGUAAUAUUUCCAAAUUUGUGUGUUUAAUAAACUCUGACAAAAUUAAUUGCCAGAGAGUUAGGACCACCAAUCCCAAGUUUGUGUUUGCUUGCAGGGAAAAUAAUCCAUGCAUCCUUGUUAAAUUACGUGAAUCAUUUCUGUUAUCUCAUCCAGAUGCAACUUCUAUGAAAAUGUAUUAUUAGAACCAGUUUGGAGUGAUUU
This is a messenger RNA of Vitis vinifera (wine grape), 1347 nucleotides long. Its product is annotated as trans-resveratrol di-O-methyltransferase. Lineage: Eukaryota; Viridiplantae; Streptophyta; Magnoliopsida; Vitales; Vitaceae. The coding region runs from base 51 to 1130 and encodes 359 amino acids. The record is from RefSeq and is a predicted model, not a curated record. The transcript has 2 exons. Gene Ontology annotation, biological process: methylation. Gene Ontology annotation, molecular function: O-methyltransferase activity; protein dimerization activity; S-adenosylmethionine-dependent methyltransferase activity.